Messenger RNA from Cucumis melo (muskmelon), 1545 nucleotides. RefSeq lists its product as uncharacterized. Bases 1 to 1545 code for a protein of 514 amino acids. The transcript is spliced from 4 exons. The record is from RefSeq and is a predicted model, not a curated record. Lineage: Eukaryota; Viridiplantae; Streptophyta; Magnoliopsida; Cucurbitales; Cucurbitaceae.
AUGGUGAAUACUCGCAAAGGGUCUUAUAUGCCUAAGCAGUUUGAAGAUGCACCUAAUGUCAUUACUUCUUCGCCUCCUCCAGUACAACAUGCAAGGGUAAGAGGUCACCGGUUCAAAAGCACUCCUUUUCAGAGACCCUAUCGGCUUCCGUCUGAAAAAGUACAGGGAGAGGCCUCUAGUAGGUUGCAGGAAUCUUUACGAUCUGAGGUUGUGCCUGAAGUUGGUGAGUCUUCCGUUCCUGGUUCUCUUACUGUGCAUGCACAUCGAGCUUUUGAGGCCAUUGUAUCGGAUAUGGAUUCGGAUGAUCAGGAUGAUGUUCCGUUAAUUCGAUUGUUAAAGAAACCCUUAGGGCCAAUUAUAUCUGAGAAGCUCCCUUCUGAUCCCCCGGAUUCCAUUCACUCUCAAGAAAGCUCAUCAACAGAAAGGGUAUUCAUUCAUACUCUAGGAGGCCUUCGACGACCACCAGCUAUGCCUUCAGGUCAUUCUCCCUUUGUUCACCCUCCUCGAUCAAAAUUACUUGCUUCAAAACCUGAUAUGGUGCCUGCACACAUUCCUGGGUUCACUACUGCUGCACAUGAGGAACAGGCUGAUGUUUCUCGAAAUGAAGAUCAGUGUGCUUCUUUUGACCAAGCUGACAUACCUCCUAAAGACAUUCCUCCUCCUACUAAUGAUCUCAUUGCUCCAUCACCUGAAGGAAGGCCAGAAUCUCCUAAAGGUUCUAAACCUCCAAAGAGAAAAACUCAACAGGCUAGGAGAAAUGUCACCACCAAAACAGGCAAAAAGAAAGUUCCUGUGAAUAUUCCAUCUAUUCUCAUUGACAAAAUUUCUUUUCACCACGAGGAAAGUGUUCAACGUUGGAAGUUCGUGGUGCAGAGGAGAAUUGCCCACGAGUUAAUUAGAGAAUUUAUUGUCAAUCUGCCUGAUGAGUUUAAUAAUCCAAGUAGUCCUGAUUAUCAGACAGUUCAUAUUAGAGGGUUCAAAUUUGUAAUUUCUCCUACUGUGAUUAAUGGCUUUCUUGGGAAUAUAGUUGAUAUUGACUGCUCUCCAUCAUGCCCUACUACUGAGGUUCUAGCUACUGUCUUAUCUGAUGGGACCUUCAUAUCUGCUACUUUAGGUACAUUUUUGUAUCAAAUUCUCAAUGAUGAUAAAGUAGAUACGGGUGCCUUCAUUUACAAUCAGCUGUUGAGGUAUGUUGGUUCUUUUGGGGUCAAGGUUCCCAUUGCUCUUCCGUGGUUGUUCUCCAGUCGGUUACUUCACUUGAAUGGAGUUGUGCUUACUGCAACUAAUGUUCCUAGACCUGAACCUAAGACAAUUGCUCUCAGCUACAGACCCUUUCAAGGCAGUCAUGUGUCUGAUAUUGACCAUGGCUUCUAUGUGGAUCGUGAGUUGGCUGCUCGUAUUGUUAAUUCAUUGACUGCUGAAUCUCGUGCACUGACUAACUCUAUCACUCUAUUGUCUAAACGUCGAUUAGAGGUUGAUGCUCUUCUUCAACAUCUGAAGUCUUUGGCACCAUCUACUAGUCGUCGGCAGCCAUCAUCCGGUUAA